AUGGAUAAUAAUAAUAAUGAUCUUUUGUACAAGUCUACGAAGGAAGUGAUAUCUUUUGAAAUCCAUGUUCAUCAUGGAAUACCCAUUCCCAACUCGAUCACAUCAUCAGUAAAAUUUCAAACUUAUUUUAACAAAAGGGAAAACAUUCCUAAUUAUGCCAUGCCAUGCCCUUUAUCAGCCAUAGCUGCAACUUUGUGCACCAAGAUUGUAAAAGAACGUUCACAACAUAAGCAAGAUUUGCAAAAAUUCUGGAAGGGGCAAUCAAAGAGCGUGAAAAAGAAAAUCAACUUGCCAUCUGCAAUACCUCCACCAAUAAAUUAUUCUGACUUAGAUAAAAGCACUACAACUACUAAGUCAUUUACUGCUCGAACUCCAUCUCCAGUAAAGAAGUUAACUCAUCAAUUUGACGAUAAUAUUAAAUCAUAUCCACGUCCAACUUUUAAAAGUUAUGAUAAAUCAUAUGAUAUCUCAAAUGAAGAAGCUGUAAGAGGAGCUUUAAAGAACAAUUCUGCAUCCCUAAUUACAACUUCAAGACAGCCAAUGUAG
Messenger RNA from Funneliformis geosporum, 546 nucleotides. The record is from the annotation of a GenBank genome assembly. Lineage: Eukaryota; Fungi; Glomeromycota; Glomeromycetes; Glomerales; Glomeraceae.